UCCUGGCUCCACAGAGUUUGUCUCUCAGGAAAUAAAUAAACGUCCCCUGCAUCUAGCAUCCCUGGCCGGGCAUCGUGCCAGCGGGAUGCAGGCUGGUGCAGGAUGAGGAUGGAGGGCGGGGGGGCAUGUACACAGAUGCCAUGUGCCUUUACAUAACCGCAACUGGCUUUGGAUACAAUUGGACGAGAAAUCGGUGGCCAGGAACAGCAGCAGCAGCGUCCGUCCUGCUGUGUGCCGCAGUGCCCCGAGCCCAGCGGGGAGUAACGUGGCCGGGCACUGAGGCGGGGGGAGUGUGAGUGUUGCUGCAGAAAAAUGAUAGCGAAGCGUCACCAGGAGCGUGUGUGACCUGCAAGGAGCGUGUGUUUGUUUAUCAGCUCUACAUGUCGCUGUCCGGCAGUCGGUGUUAAUGUGUGUAUGUGUCCGUGUAUGAGUGAGCGUAUGUGAGAGAUAGCGGGAAUGGGGGGAGAGGGAGGAGCUGCUUGGACAUGAGUAAAUGACGUCAGCUCCCAGGUCGCCGAGCACAGAAACAAACAUGGCGACAGAAUGGAGUGGACAGCAGGGUUACAUUCUCACCGUGGUUAUCUGUCUGUGGAGCGGCCGGACAGAGUUGGUGGCAGCCGCUGGGCCCGGUGUCAGCGGUGGAAGGGGAGGCGGCGGCGGAGGCGGUGGGAGUCAGGUGCUCGGCAUGAGGCUGGAGAGGAGCAACAAGCCGGCCAGCACCACUGACGAGGGUGUCAUCCAGGUGACCGAGGAGAGCUCCGUGCAGCUCCGGUUUUACGGGGUCCAGCUUCACUCGGGCGCCUGGACUGAGAUCCAGUUCACAGAGGUCAAGGAGGAGGAGGAGGAGGAGAAGGGGACGGUGGUGGCGGCGGCCCGGGGCGGCAGCGGCAUGAUGGACGCGCUCGAUAAAACUUGUGCAGAUUUUACGCAGGACAUCACCGUCGGGAACUUCAUAAACGUGAGCAGCCGGGGCACGUCGGGACUGCUCAACGUGCACAUUAAGCCGCUGCGCAAAAGCGACCAGAAGAAAGAAUACGCUCUGUGCACGUUAAACACGGACGGCAGGUGGGUGCAGCUGGGGGACAGCGAUGGCCGGAUGCUGGUGGUGGAGGAGAAGAAGUCGCUGCUACCCAUGUGGCUGCAGGUCAUCAUGAUCUCGUGCCUGCUGGUCCUCUCGGGCAUGUUCAGCGGGUUGAACCUGGGGCUCAUGGCGCUGGACCCCAUGGAGCUGCGGAUCGUUCAGAGCUGCGGCACCGACAAGGAGAAGAAAUAUGCGAGGAAAAUCGAACCGAUCCGCAGCAAAGGCAACUAUCUCCUAUGCUCGCUUCUCCUGGGUAACGUUUUGGUGAACACCACCCUCACCAUCCUCCUCGAUGACCUCAUCGGGUCAGGUCUGGGCGCCGUGGUCGCCUCUACAAUUGGCAUUGUCAUAUUUGGGGAGAUCGUCCCCCAGGCGCUGUGCUCGCGUCACGGGUUGGCUGUGGGAGCAAACACGAUCCUGGUCACAAAGUUCUUCAUGUUCCUUACCUUUCCUCUGUCCUUUCCCGUCAGCAAGCUGCUGGAUUUCCUGCUGGGACAGGAGAUCGGCACUGUGUACAACAGAGAGAAGUUGGUGGAGAUGCUUAAAGUGACAGAGCCUUAUAAUGACCUGGUCAAAGAGGAGCUUAACAUGAUCCAGGGAGCCCUGGAGCUCAGGACCAAAACUGUGGAGGAUGUGAUGACUCCCUUAGCCAACUGCUUUAUGAUCCAGGCAGAUGCUGUGCUGGACUUCAACACUAUGUCAGAGAUCAUGGAGAGCGGAUACACGCGCAUACCCGUGUAUGAUGAGGAGCGGUCCAACAUCGUGGACAUCCUGUAUGUGAAGGACUUGGCCUUCGUGGACCCGGACGACUGCACAAACCUAAAGACCAUCACCAAGUUCUAUAACCACCCUGUGCACUUUGUGUUUCAUGACACAAAACUGGAUGCCAUGCUGGAGGAGUUCAAGAAAGGUAAAUCUCAUUUGGCCAUCGUCCAGAAGGUGAACAAUGAGGGGGAGGGAGAUCCUUUCUAUGAGGUGCUGGGAUUAGUCACCUUAGAGGAUGUUAUCGAGGAGAUCAUCAAGUCAGAGAUCCUGGAUGAAUCUGACCUCUACACUGACAACAGGAACAGGAAGAAGGUGGAUCCCAACAAAAACAAACGCGACUUCUCAGCGUUCAAGCAAGAAGGGGACAGUAAGGUGAAGAUCUCUCCUCAGCUCCUACUGGCAGCUCAUCGUUUCCUGGCCACAGAGGUGAGCCUGUUCAGCCCAUUCCAGAUCACAGAGAAAGUCCUACUUAGGAUCCUCAAACAUCCGGAUGUCAUCCAGGAACUAAAGUUUAAUGAAAAUGAUAAACGAUCGCCACAGCACUUCCUCUAUCAGAGAGGCAAACCUGUCGACUACUUUGUUCUCAUUCUGCAGGGACGGGUGGAGGUUGAAGCCGGAAAUGAGAACAUGAAGUUUGAAACUGGCCCGUUCUCCUACUAUGGAGUCAUGGCUCUAAGCACACCAACAAUGGAGUAGACUGGGCCAUUAAUUACCUUCUCCAGCACACAAACUGAAACCAACUGACAGACUAAAUAUUCCAAGGAAUUGAACUUCUGGGUUUUCAAUUUCCAUCAUGGAAGGACCGGCCCCUGCAUGUUAUGCAUCACCGGCAGAUGGAAGAAGUGGCUGACAUCCAGAAAUCCUACCAGGGGCUGGACUGAAAGACAGCACAGGAACAAGCUCUAAGUAUAAAAUCCAUAGAGGCUGGAGUCUACCACACCAGGCAAGACCCCAGUUGCAGGCUGUGUAAAGAUGCCCCUGAGACACUCCAGCACAUCACAGCAGGAUGCAAGGAUGUUGGCAGGCAGGGCAUACGUGGAACGCCAUAAACAAGGCGCCGGCAUAGUGUACAGGAACAUCUGUGUUGAGUAUGGCCAGGAAGUCCUGAGGUCAAAAGGGUGGUCGACAAUGAGCCAUGCUAAGAUCCUUUGGGACUUCCAGAUACAGAUGGAAAAAAUGAGGGUGGCUAAUCAACCAGACAUAAUAGUGGUGGACAAGCAGAGGAAAACGGCUGUAGUGAUACCGAAUGACAGCUACAUCAAGAAGAAGGAACACGAGAAGUUUGAGAAAUACCAAGGCUCAGAGAAGAGCUCGAGAAGAUGUGGAGGAUGAAGGUAACAGUGGUCCCAGUGUUAAUCGGAGCGUGUUAUAUAGCGCUCACUCCGAUGGAUGAGCAAUUUGGGGUUAGUAUCUUGCCCAAGGAUAUUUGUCAUGUAGACUAGGGGAAGCCAGGAAUCAAACCACCAACCUUCCGAUCAGUGGAUGACCUGCUCUACCACUUGAGCUACAGCCACCCCUAUAUAUACCAACUCUUCAUGUGAAUCAAAAGGAAUGCACAUUGCAAGAACUAAACACAUUUUCUUGGCUCAAAGUUUCUGGGUGAUAACUAUGCACAUAAGAAUAAUUAGUCACAUGUAAUUAUGUCUGGUACCUUAUUUGAUAGAGAUCUUUAUGUUUUCCUGGAGGCUUAUGGAAGCUGAAAGUUUAGAAUCCCAAUUUCCCGAUUCCAAAAGAACUUCGAUGCUGCUUGAAAUAUUAAAAAAAUAGUAUUUCCGAAACUCAUGAAUCUAUAUUUAUGUGUUCGCAAAGAUUAUGACAUGUGGGGAAAAAAGGCAAAUGUAAACAUGAUCCAGAUCCUGAUUCAAAGCUCAUUUAGAAUGGAUUUAAGCAAAAUCAAAAACUGUUUUGCGGUCAAUGAAUCAAAAUGAGAAAUUCUUUUGGAAAACAUGGAUGCAGCAUUAUUUUGAAUUUUGUGCUUCAUAUGCAGGUAAAACUUUGAUUAAAUUUGAGUAAAGUUACGCAAGGCUAUGUAAAAAAUUUCUGAGUUCAUGUAAAACUUAUUGUCAGAUAAUGUAAAAGUAUAGCAAUUAAGGCAAAUCUUAUUUGGAACUGGCACACAAAUCUUUUGAGGAACUUACGUUACCUUGUUGAAAGGUAAUGUUUGCAAGGUAACUCUAAAAUGUUGUAGAGUUAUGUUAAAUUUACCAUGAGGUUGUGCAAAUACAUUCCCAUGUACAGAUCUCUCACUUGGUUUUGGCUCUCACUUCACUAUCUCAUUACCUUCUUUUAUAACUCAUAGUAAUGUUUUGUGUAGCUUCAUCUGUGUAGAUUAAUUAAUUUCAAACUUUCAUAUAGUGACUUAUUUCAUAUAGUAACCUAUAUGGGAUUUAUCAGAGAUGUUCCUAUCACAUUUAUCAGCUGUACAUUCUUACUGUUCACCUGUUGUGUCACAGGUAAUAUGGCCUGCAGUUCUCCAGCUGUAGACUCAUCUGUGUGCUUCCAUAGUGUUGUCUGUUUGCUACAAAGAUUUAAAUGCAUGAUGAUAUUGCUUGGGUUUAAAGCAUAUCUAUCUGACAGAUUCCAGUUUGUGUAUGUAAAUGGGGAGUCUUCUUCAGCAGGGUUUUGUGCUGGGACCAAUACUUUUUACAUUAUACAUGCAUUCCUUAGACAAUACUAUUAGGAAACACUGCAUAGGUUUUCAUUGUUAUGCAAAUGAUACCCAGCUUUAUUUAUCCAUGAAGCCAUAUGAUACAAAUCAGCCUGUAAAACUACAGUCACGUCUUAAAGAUAUAAAAGCCUGGAUUGAUCUGUUUUUUUUUUUUUUUUUUUUUUUAACUUUUACAUUUCAAUAAAACUGAGGUUAUUGUACUCAGUCCUAGGAAUCUUAGAAACACGAUGUCUCACUAAAUACUUGAGAUGACAUUACCGUGGCCCAUCACUGUGUCAGAAAUAUGCUGAAAAGCUAGCUUACAUUUAUUACAUCUAGGCUGGACUGUUGUAAUUCAGUAUUUUCACGUUGCUUGAAAAACUCCCUUAAAAGCCCCUCAGUUGAUCCAGAAUGCUGCAGCGAGGGUACUGACAGGGACUACAAAGAGAGAAUAUUUCUCCUAUAUUAGUGCUCUUCACUGACUCCUUGUUAAAAUCAGAAUUGAAUUUAAAAUAAUCUUUAGAUUCAAAAUCUUGAAUAAUCAGGCCCUGUCAUAUCUUAAGGACCUCAUAAUACUUCAGAUAUAUCAUAUCAUAUCAUAUAUCAUCCUAUGAAAGCACUUUGCUCUCAGACCGCUAUCUACUUGUGGUUCCUAGAGCUUUUAAAAGCAGGUAGAGCUUUUAGCUGUAAGGACCCAUUUCCACGGAACCAUUUCACAAUUUGGAUUCAGAAGACAGAUACCAUUAAUAUUAAACUUAAAACUUUAAUUUUAGAUAAAGCAUAUAGUUAGGGUGGGUCAUAUGACAACAGGCUGAGGCUGCAGUGGGUGCCCAUAAUACAUUUUUAUCACUUUUUACUAUCUGUGUUUUUAUACACCGCUUCUGUAUUGCUGCUCCUUUUCCUUCCAAGUGCUUGCUCAUAGGGGGGCUGUGUGAUUGUAAGCCUUACUUUUAGGCAACAGUUGUUGUGAAUUGGGGCUAUUUGAAUGGAAUUGAAUUGAAUCUCAUGUUCCAUCCAUCCUAUAAAUUGUGUCUCCUAUUGUAUCUGGAACCUACGUAGCUUGAAUUGGAUCUGUAGGAAAUUGUCAUUUCUGUCAUGAGUGUGUCUGUACCCCUGUUAACAAAGGGUUGACAGGAGACCAACUUGUUAGACAAGCUGCCCCUGACUCUGCUUGGAGAUCAGUUACAAUCUGCAUGUUAUUAUUCAAAUACAAAAAUAUGGAAACAGAAGUAGCAUUUGCAAGUAAAUUAAUCAGUUACUCAGUGACUUGUAAUCUUAACACAUGAGUUUUCUCACACCAAACAUAUUGGUUAAAUUGUGAUGUAGAGGAGUUAGAAUGUAGUACAUAGAAGCUUUUAAUAACUCUUUCAGCAUAAUAUCUGCUUCUUUCUGUAAAACUCACUGCACUCCAUCCUGUGCUAAAGUUGCAAGUUGACGCAAAAGAAUUGUGUAGUAAUACAAGUGUUAUUGUAGUAGUUAUGCAUGUAUUGCAUGAUAAUGUCAACGUAGUCCUCAAAAGAACUCUAGAAAACUGUUCUAGCUUUACAUUUUUUCAGAACUUGUUGAAAAUGUCUAAGAAAUGAGAAAUGGCCAAAAUGAAGGCUCUAAAAAAACCAAAAGAAAAACCAAUAGUCUGGUGGCAUUUUCUGUGGCCAGUUUACAGAUUAGCUGAUUGUUUCUCCUGAGUUGAACCUCCCAGGUUGUUGAGAGGAUUUCUGUUAUAGAAGGUUAAAAGGUUAAUCCAGCAGUUUAGUACUGCACUUGCCCUGCAGUGACAUAUUCUGUCCAUAAGUGUGUGUCCCUAUCCACACCUGCUCUUUUAUAUGCUUUUUGUUGUAAAGUCAUGUUACUGCAGCCUAAUUAGAGAAAAAAGCACCUUAAGGUUCGCCUUUUUGAGAAGUUUACCUGAACUUGUGUGGAUGAAAGAGAGUCCUUAACACUGAAGCCUGUUUUUCAUUGUAUAAAGGAAGCAUCAAAUACAUUAACACUUAGACCCGAGCUUUAGUCCAAUUAAAUGGUGUCCCUUCAGUGCUGUAUUACAGGUUUUAUGAACUAGGUCAUGGGUUCACCAUCAUUGCUAUAAAAACAAGGUAUUUUUGACCAGUGUAUCACAGGGACAACUAACAAAUCAUUUAAUCUCACUUUUAUACCUAUGGCCAAUUUAAUAUUCCCGCUUAAGCUAAUCUAUGCAUGUCUUUGGAUGGUAAAUGAAGGUUGGAGUGCCUGGAGAGAGCACACUGAAAUAAUUUCCUCUGUAUUUUUGUAGGGUCUCUACCUUGUAAUAAGCAUCUUGAGGCUACUGCUGUUGUAAUUCGGUGGUGUAUAAAUACAAUUGAAUUGAAACAAUUCAACAAUUGAAAGCACGGAGAGAACAUGCAAACUUGACGAGUUGACGAGUGAAUUUGAACACAGAACCUUCUUGCUCUGAGGCAAUAGUGCUAAUGACUGUGGUUAGCACUGAAAACAGGUUGACUCAAUGACUGCAAGAUGCUCAGGUCCUAUGGUUGCAAAACAAGUCCAAAUCAUCACUCCUCCACCAUACUUGACAGUUGGUAUGAGGUAUUCAUGCUGGCAUCGUGUGUUUGGUUUUGUCCAAACAGUUCACUGUGCACUAUGAUCAAACAUUCCUACUUUGGUCUCAUCUGUCUCAAGAAUAUUGUUCCACAAGUUUUGUGGUUUCUUUAAGUGCAGCUUUGAAAACUGAAGCCAUGUUCUUACUCUACUUACCCUCUUAAUUCCUGUGGAAGCAAGUAUGGAUGUACUUGGUUUUUCACAGGGCUCCACAGAGUCAUGUGAACCAAAUAGACCAAGUAGAUCGUAAGAACAAAGUACUUUUUCACAUGACUGUAGGUGACGAAAAUAAGGAAGCAAGGGAUGUUGCCCUAUGGAAAGACACCUACAGACUCAAGCUAAGUUUGCAAGCUGACAUUAACAUGUAUUUCAAAGUUUGCAGUGGUACAUAAGCUUUUAUUAAACUUUGAAACAAAUCUGCAUAAGGAAAAUGAGAAUGAAAGAUUUGUAUUUGGAAAAAAAGAUUCAACUUGUCCUCCUUUCUGUAAUUUUCCAUGCACACUUGAAAUAUGCCAGCAGAAAAUAUAUCUCAUAUAUCUUACACUUAUUAUAGUUAAUAUAAUCUAUAGAACUGCAGAAGCUACAGACACUGAAGACUGGAUCAGUGCCAGCACCUUUUUUUUAGAUCAGCAAGUCACAACAGUUUCCUAUAUAAUGGCUAUUAAAUGUGACAGCUACUGUUUGUCCGACAGAGAUGGAAACGGGGAGAUGUAUUAGCACACUUGAGUUGAAACAAAAGAUCCAUUUACAGUAUGAGUCAGUGCCACCUUACAUCCUGAUCAUAUGUCCUGGAAAUUUGCCUUGGGGCUCCCACAGAGAGAACAGCUUACCUCCUCAUUGUACCACUGUGUGAUAUUCCAGUGGCAUGGGAGGGUGUCAUAGGUUUCCCUUAAAAGGAAAGUAAGUCUGGAUUGUGGCAUCCUCCAGAUGUUAAUAGCGGCAUCCCAUCUUGUCCAGGGUCCUUGGUGCCAUGGAGGCAAUGAGAACCCAAUGACAUCAAAUCGAUAAGUGAAUCGGAAUCACUUAUCAAUUCCCAUCGUUUGAUCUUGUCCCACAGCUCCUUCAAGUGGCUUUCUCAUCUGGUGCAGCUUUCCCCCAGUUCUGACAGAGCUGCCGGGUGUCUUUGAUAACGUUUUUUUCUCUCUCUCUCUCUCCCCCAAUACCUCUAUCCUUGGGGCUGUGGGCUCCAUUCAACUAACCUCACCAAACCUCUCUCUGCAUACCUUGAAGAUGAACUUCCCAACCCUGUCAUAAUCUGUAGUAAAUUAGAAACAUGGACGUGAAGGUCUUAAAGUGGAUAUCCUACAAAGUACUGUUAAACGUUUGUUGUCAGUGAGAACAUAUAUCCCUAAUAUGGUCAUCUGUAGCUGUGAGCACAGAACCUGCUUUUCAAAGCUUACGUUUUGUAAGGGGCAGCCAAUCAAAAGAAAGUUGGCUGAAAGCUUGAAAAGCUUGUGUCAAAUAAAGGAUGAACUGAUGGGCUCCAUCAAGGCCCAGUAUGAAUACAAAUUUAUCUUAGACUUAUUUUGAAUUGUGAAUCAUGCAAAGCUACUCUUGUGCAAUCCAAGAAAAAUAAUGUUUUAAAAAAUGUUGGUCAGUGCAGUCAUGUUUUUUGAAAGACUUUUUUUUUAAUUUAAUGAAUUUCUGUUCAGACAGUCCUUGACUGUCUAUAGCAGGUUACACUGUGAACAUUUCAUCUUUGUGCCACUAGUCACAAAAUUCCAGACAUUUACAUUAAAGAUUGAAUCAGGUCACAAAUAUCUAACACUGUCAGUGACUUUUGUCAUGGUAAUAAGAUGUCAAACACUUAAAGGGAGCUGUGAUAUAGCUACUGUCCCUUCUCUUGUUUCUCUUCCCUGUUGGCCUGUUUCUGUUGCUCUGUCACCACUUGAUAAACCGCUGCUUUAUGUGCACGUUAUCCACCUCAGUGUGUGGGAUGUAAAUGUCAAACACUUGACCAUUUCUAAUCCUGAAAACAGAGUAACUUUUAUUCCAGUGAUGCAUUCAGAUAUCAUGUAAUCUAGACAGAGAGAGAAUUAUAAACUUGAACAUUCCAUUUAUGUAGAAAUUGUGGUGGGGUUGUUUUUCUGUAGGACAUUAUCUAAUGCUUUGUCUGUUGUUUGUUGAAUUUUACAAUUCUCCCUUUUUAAGGGCUUUGAGUGUGUGAGAACUCGGAUGUUGUGGUGUGUUGCUGAAUAAGUUGGAAGUUGAAAAAUUCUGAGUCUGAAUUUUUUUGUGGAACGCCCCCUCAACUCUGAGGGGGC
Haplochromis burtoni (Burton's mouthbrooder) is the source of this 9328-nucleotide messenger RNA. Its product is annotated as metal transporter CNNM4. NCBI's taxonomy places the organism in Eukaryota, Metazoa, Chordata, Actinopteri, Cichliformes, Cichlidae. The transcript has 6 exons. The record is from RefSeq and is a predicted model, not a curated record. Bases 494 to 2542 code for a protein of 682 amino acids. Gene Ontology annotation, molecular function: sodium ion transmembrane transporter activity; magnesium ion transmembrane transporter activity. Gene Ontology annotation, cellular component: plasma membrane. Gene Ontology annotation, biological process: magnesium ion homeostasis; magnesium ion transport.